UUCGCGUUAUUGGUGGCUUUGUUGCGCUGCUGGGUCCGCCUGAAAAUCGUUAAAUCUUUUGGUAGAGAUGACUGGGUAAUGAUCAGCGCAUUGGUACCUGCAACUGCGUGCUUCUUAUCCUACAUGACCGAGAUUUCGCUUGGUCUGGGAAGUCAGGUUGAUUUACUAGAAGCCAAUAUGUCAAACUACCACAAGUUGCUUCUGGCUCGCCUUUUGCACCAGGUGUUUGUGGUAAUGGCAUUGGGCUUGGUAAAAGUAUCAAUUUGCCUGUUCCUUCUUCGUCUGGUUAUGAAGAAGCUGUACAUCCGGGCCCUCUGGGGUAUCAUCAUAUUCAUGGUCGUCUUUACGAUCGGCAGUGUGCUAUCAAUAAUUCUCCAGUGUAUUCCAAUCUCAGCAGGAUGGAACCAUUCUUUGCGUCCACCGCCAUUGGGUGUUGGCAGCGCAAAGUGCUACAGCCUCGGCACGUUUCGUAAGAUCGGACUCUUCAACGGAGUGAUUCAUAUUCUCUCGGAUAUAUUGCUUGCUCUUCUGCCGACUCCCCUGAUUUGGAGACUGCAGAUGGUCAGACGCGCCCGCUUCACACUGAUAGUGGUCCUUUCUGUUGGCAUACUUGCGGCAAUCGCUGGAAUAAUCAGACAAGUUAGUGUCGGCCCACUUGACGAGUAUGAUGCGUAUUCAAUCUGGAACUUCACUGAAUUGCAUCUGGGUAUCAUCGCGGCUUCACUACCAGCACUAAAACCGAUUUUCAAGAAGUUC
Messenger RNA from Bipolaris sorokiniana ND90Pr, 756 nucleotides. RefSeq lists its product as uncharacterized. The transcript is spliced from 4 exons. The annotation marks the transcript as partial. The record is from RefSeq and is a predicted model, not a curated record. Lineage: Eukaryota; Fungi; Ascomycota; Dothideomycetes; Pleosporales; Pleosporaceae.